Osmerus eperlanus (European smelt) is the source of this 2794-nucleotide messenger RNA. RefSeq names its product HERV-H LTR-associating protein 1. The record is from RefSeq and is a predicted model, not a curated record. The transcript has 16 exons. The coding region runs from base 112 to 2583 and encodes 823 amino acids. NCBI's taxonomy places the organism in Eukaryota, Metazoa, Chordata, Actinopteri, Osmeriformes, Osmeridae.
UGGAGAAGUUACAACUUCAAACUUUAAAGUUGCAGAGAGGAGUUGUGCCUCACUAAGAUCACCUCAGAAGUUGAGGACAUCCAUUGGUGACAUCAUUGGUUCUCACAUGCAAUGGAAAGCUUCUGGAAGUCAAGAUAUCGCUCAAGUCUGGGUCUCAGAAUAUGUGUGUCUGUGGUUUUGCUUCUAGUCCUCUUCAACAUAGUUAUAAGACAUAAAGCCAAAGAAGUAAUGUCCAAGAGAGAUGUUCUAGCAUCAACAGAAAUCCCAGCGCAAUAUAUUGAUCCAGCAGCAAUAGAUCUUACCCCAUUGGUCAAUACAUUAAUUAAUUCAACACAAUCAGGAUCACAUCAGCUAUUUUCCCUGCUUAGUGUGACCUCACACAGUUCCUUGGCCCUUCAUAAGCUCACUCUGCUGGUCUACAACAUUUCAAGUUUCCGAAGUUUCGAGAACAAUAUGUUUCCGAAGAGGUACUGUUAUUGUGUAACAAACGAAACGAAUGAUUUAACAGAUUUUACAGCAAUAUUAUUGGAUGUGAUGGGAAAUUCCACAAGCUAUCUACAUGAGCUGUUCAAAUCCAGCUCUAUACUAUCAGUGAGCCAGAAAAAUCAUUCUGACUGCACAUAUAUCUGUGUAAUGGCUGGAAAAACAGAUAAAGACCUGUCUAAACUGUGGGAGGUGGACUCCAUCAAGCCACUGUUCAACCAGACCAUCACAGAGGACAGCCACAGAGUAGGUAACAUCUCGGCUCACAAGAUACCUAUUGGUUGGCACCAACUGCCAACGAAUGCAAGCCAUAUUUCCUCACCUGGGAUAAGUGCUGUACUAACCAGUAGAGUCCAUGCCACUACGAACUUCAGCACCAGUCAGACCAACAUCAACACCAGCCAGACCAACAUCAACACCAGCCAGACCAACAUCAACACCAGUCAGACCAACAUCAACACCAGCCAGACCAACAUCAACACCAGCCAGACCAACAUCAACACCAGCCAGACCAACAUCAACACCAGCCAGACCAAUAUCAACAUCAACACCAGUCAGACCGACAUCAACACCAGUCAGACCGACAUCAACACCAGCCAGACCGACAUCAACACCAGUCAGACCAACAUCAAUACCAAUCAGACGAACUUCAGCACCAGCCAGACCAACAUCAACACCAGUCAGACCAACAUCAACACCAGCCAGACCAACAUCAACACCAGUCAGACCGACAUCAACACCAGUCAGACCAACAUCAACACCAGUCAGACCAACAUCAACACCAGUCAGACCAACAUCAACACCAGCCAGACCAACAUCAACACCAGCCAGACCAACAUCAACACCAGUCAGACCAACAUCAACACCAGCCAGACCAAUAUCAACAUCAACACCAGUCAGACCGACAUCAACACCAGCCAGACCAACAUCAACACCAGUCAAACCAACAUCAACACCAGCCAGACCGACAUCAACACCAGUCAGACCGACAUCAACACCAGUCAGACCGACAUCAACACCAGUCAGACCAACAUCAACACCAGCCAGACCAACAUCAACACCAGUCAGACCGACAUCAACACCACCAGACCAACAUCAACACCAGCCAGACCAACAUCAACACCAGCCAGACCAACAUCAACUCCAGCCAGACCAACAUCAACACCAGUCCAACCAGUUGCCUCAACCACGAUCACAACGAUCACACCAACCACGGCCACAGACUCACCUACCACGUUCCCACCAACUACAGUCACUCUGCUGACCACUGCAUCAGCUAGAACAACCACAAUGACUCAACCCAGAACAACCCAAAUCAUCUCAACCACAGACUUACUCACCACUAACCUGGCAACCACAGACUUACUCACCACUAACCUGGCAACCACAGCACCUGAUCACUCAGCAACCAUCACACUCGCCCAACCUGCCAUGACAACCGUCCAACCCGUCAUGACAACAUUAAAACCUGCCGUAACAACAGCCCAACCUGCCAUGACAACAGCCCCACCUGCUGUGACAACAGCCCAACUCUCCAUGACAACACACAAACUUGCCAUGACAACAGCCCCACCUGCCGUGACAACAGCCCAACUCUCCAUGACAACAGCUCAACCAACCGCCAAGACUAUUACAAUAACGAUACCACUUACAGCCACGAUCCCACCGCCAAGAACAACUCAAGCGAUCACAAACACAGAGUCAAUAUUUGCAACAACAGCUCCAUCGACCUCUAGCGCUCCAGCCACAACUAGAACCAGGGUGAUCACCAGAGCACCUGUCACUGAGAAACCAGGUUGCCCGUGGAGACGACCCUCGUUGCACCACGCGGGGGAGUGGACGGACGAUGACCUCACCAGCGCGACCCCAACGACCACCGUCAGCGCCCACAAGCUGCAGCCCUGCGUCCUGGAGCUCUGCAAGUUCUUCUCCCAGUGUCUCUGCCGCUCCUACGGAUCCAAGACGAGGAUGAGAUAUUGUGCCGACAGUCAUCUGUGGUACGAGAAACACACGUUUGAGGUGUGCAGGCGGGUCAGAAGAGUUUCCUUCUCUAAAAAUUUGAAACAGAGGUGCCUUGCGAGAAUGUGCAACAAACUGUGACCAGGAUGUCAGGAGAAAGAGAGAUGAAGAGCCUGGCCAGACACAAAGAGAAGGAGGUGAAGGAAAUCCUCAAAGCGCCUCUCUCUCACGGAGAGGUAAUCCAUGAGAUCAACACUUCCGCCAUCUACGCAUUCUAAUUGAACAUUCUCUCAACAUUGUAUUCUGAAUUCCAAUAAACAUUUUGUUUGAUUGUCCCAGACAUCUGUGGGAA